UCCCGCUGCGGAGCUCCCGGUGUGGGGCUCCCGGGGCGGGGUUGCCGGCGCGGGGUUCCCGGUGCGGGGCUCCUGGCGCGGGACGCUGAGCCGGGCUGAGCCGGCACCCCGGGGCGCUCCACCCCGAGGCCCUCCCGUCCCCCGCGCUCCCCCUGUCCCCGCCCGGUGCCCCUCGUGCCCCCCGCACCAUGCCCGAGCAGCUCAGCCUGGCCGACUUCUUGGCCGUGACCAGCGAGGACCUGAGUUCCCCGGCCGCUGCCUUCGCCUCCAGGAUGCAGAAGUGCCGGGGGGCCGUGGGGGCUCUGGAGGAGAACCUGGAUGGGGACCAAGCUGUGCUCCAGAGGAUCAGGAAAUAUGUGAAAGCCAUUCACAUCUCCGGGCUCGCCCAUGUGGAGAAUGAGGAACAGUACAGCGAGGCCCUGGAGAAUUUUGGCAACAACCACCUCUCCCAGAACAACCAUGAGCUCUCCACCGGCUUCCUCAACCUCGCAGUCUUCACCCGCGAGGUCACUGCACUCUUCAAGAACCUGGUGCAGAACCUGAAUAACAUUGUGUCCUUCCCCAUGGACAGCCUGCUGAAGGGGCAGCUGAAGGAUGGCCGCCUGGAUUCCAAGAAGCAGAUUGAAAAGGCCUGGAAGGAUUAUGAGACCAAAGUGGGGAAGAUGGAGAAGGAGAAGGAGCGAGCCCGCUUGGCUGGGGCCACCCAGGCUGAGCCAGCAGCAGCCGAGGUGGCCGAGGACGUGCAGAGGGAGCGGCGGCUCCUGCAGCUCCACAUGUGCGAGUACCUGUUAAAAGCCAGCGAGUCUCAGAUGAAGCAGGGACCAGAUUUCCUGCAGAGCCUCAUCAAGUUUUUCCACGCUCAGCACAAUUUCUUCCAAGACGGCUGGAAGGCUGCCCAGAACCUCUCCCCCUUCGUUGAGAAGCUCGCGCUGUCCCUGCACACGCUCCGGCAGGCGCAGGAGGAGCAGCUGAAGCAGCUGGCACAGACCCGCGAUGCCCUGCGCAGUGUCCUGCAGCUGGACAGCCGCGAGGAAAACUUGGGCAGGAAGAACUCUGGCAGUGGCUACAGUAUCCACCAGCACCAAGGCAACAAGCAGUACGGGAUGGAGAAGUCAGGAUUCCUGUACAAGAAGAGCGAUGGGAUCCGCAAAGUGUGGCAGAAGAGGAAGUGCGGUGUGAAGUACGGCUGCCUGACCAUCUCCCACAGCACGAUAAACCGUCCUCCUGUGAAGCUGAACCUCCUCACCUGCCAGGUGCGGCCCCAUACCGAGGAGAAGAAAUGCUUUGACCUGGUGACACACAACAGGACCUAUCACUUCCAAGCGGAGGAUGAGCAGGAGUGUGUUGUGUGGGUCUCGGUGCUGCAGAACAGCAAGGACGAAGCCCUGAGCAAUGCCUUCAAGGGGGAUGGGGGCGGUGGCGGGCUGGCGGCUGGCGCCGGGCCAGAUGGCGGUGUGCAGGAGCUCACCAGGCUGGUGAUCAGCGAGGUGAAGAACAUGCCAGGAAACAAGCAGUGCUGUGACUGCGGUGCCCCAGAUCCCACGUGGCUCUCUACCAACCUCGGCAUCCUGACGUGCAUCGAGUGCUCUGGUAUCCAUCGGGAGCUGGGUGUGCAUUAUUCCCGCAUCCAGUCCCUGACUCUGGAUGUUCUCAGCACCUCUGAGCUGCUGCUGGCUGUUAGCAUUGGGAACGCUCGCUUCAAUGAGAUCAUGGAGGCCACGCUACCCACACGGGACUGUCCCAAGCCCUCGGCCAGCAGUGAUAUGGCUGCACGCAAGGAAUACAUCAUGGCCAAGUACAUGGAGCGACGCUACGUGCACAGGAGCAGCCAGGACAAUCCCCAUGGCCUCUGGGAAGCCAUUCGAGACCGUGACCUCCUGGCUCUGCUCAAGGCCUUUGUCGAGGGGCAUGACCUGACCAAACCCCUGGCCAGCCCUGAUGGUCAGGAUGCAGGUGAGUUGCCGCUGCACGUGGCCGUGCGCCAUGCCGACAGAUCAUCCCUUCCCUUGGUGGACUUCAUCAUCCAGAAUGGGGGAACACUGGACCGGGUGACACAGGAUGGAAAUACGGCCUUGCACUAUGGUGCACUCUACAACCAGCCCAACUGCCUCAAGCUGCUUCUGAAAGGCAAAGCCACCUUCACCACAGUGAACGCAGCGGGCGAGACAGCUCUGGAUGUGGCGAGGAGGCUGAAGUACAGCGAGUGUGAGGAGCUGCUGGAGCAGGCGCAGGCAGGGAAGCUCUCCCUGCAAAUCCAUGUGGACUAUGACUGGGAGCCCCCAUCAGAGUUCCCCUAUGACAGUGAGGAUGAGCUGGAGGAGAAGGUGGGCCCCCUCCAGCGCUCCUUCAACGGUACAUCAGCACUGGCUGCCAGCCCGCUGCCCACCUGCCCCCAGAGCCCCUGGAGCUGCGUGGGGAUGGACAUCACCAACAAGACCUACGAGAGCAUCCUGGUGCCCUUGCGCCCUGCGCCCCACCGGGCCCACAGUGAGGAGAUGCCCCCACCGCUGCCCCUCAAAAACCCCACGCGGGGCAGCUCUCGCCCCAAAGCCAGCCUCAGCCCCAGCGAGCGCCCUGAACUGCCCCGGCAGGCAUCGGAGCCCCACUGCCCUCCGGCGGAGGUGCUGGCAGCGCGCAGCCUGCCCUGUGCCAGCAGCAUGGCCGCCCCGGAUGGCAGCCCCAGCAGCCGCAGCCCCAGCGAGAGCCAGCGGGCACCAUACUGGGAAACGCGCUCCGAGCCCGAGCCCAGCAGCAGCCGGCGCGGGCCGGAGCUGAGCCCCCCACCCACACAGCCCCUGCCCGGCGCCACGGCCCCCGACAUCCCCCCUGUCAAGUUUGGCUCAGAGAGCACCCGCUCGUACCGGCGCAUCAGUGCCACGGUGGGCAGAAUGGGGGUGGCUGGGUCCCCCCAGAGCCCUGGUGGCCCCGAGGACCCCCCUCUCAGCAAGGUGCCCCCUGUGCCCAUGCCCAGGAGAUUUGCUCCGGCCAAGGGGAGGCAGAAGCGGGUAAAGGCAGUGGCUGACUGCAAGGGGGACAAGGCGCGAGAGCUGACCUUCUCCAAGGGGGAGGUCAUUGUGGUGACACGCGAGGAGGAUGAGCAGAUCUGGGUUGGCUUCAUCGAGGGUGAUGGCUCCCGCACCGGAGUCUUCCCUGCCAGCUUCGUUCACCUCUUGCAAGACUGACUGUGUGCUGGUGGCCCACUUGUCACUGUCUUAUUGGCUGGGACUAGAGGCAGCUCCCUGCUGGGGGCUUGGUAGAACCAGGCCACAAGGGACGUGUGCCCAGGAUCCUGGCAUGAGACCAAGGGGGCCCAAAGCCCCACUGCAUUGGGAAAGGCGUCCGUGGGUGGUGGUUGUGGGGAGCUGAGGAGCAGAGAAUGGAUAUGCUCACUGUGCUGCUGGGCUGAGAUUUCUGUGCCGGCCCCUGCUCUUCCGUCCUUCCUGUGGCCUCUGCCCAUCCCUUGGGUUUUCUUUUUCCUUCUCUGCAAGGAAUAGGGGAUGGGGGAGCUGUAUUUGGUGUCUCCCACCCUCUGCCAGAUAGUCAUGAAGCCUCCUCCUUAUCCUGGGGGCAGCCAUGCACUGCCAGCCUCUUUCUGUACCCCAACUGUGAAUGGGAUGGGCAAGAAAAAGAAGAGGGUUUUUUUGUGUCCAUCCCCCACCCCAUGUUCUGACAGCUGCCUGGACUGGCAGAGUUUGGGAAUGCUUCAAAGGUUCUCCAAAACUGGAAGUGAAAUGCCUUUCCCUUCUUUGGAGGUCAGGGGAUGUUUCAGGUGGUACCACAGAGCCCCUGUCCCAUGUCUCUCAUACAGGGUGGGUGCUGGAUCACCACCCCUUCCCUGGGGAGGGCUCUCAGAGGGGGCUUUGCAGAUUUUGCUAGGACCAGAAUACCCCUGUACCAGUGUCCCUUGGGAUCCACCUACCUCCAUAGCCCCUCGCUUUAACCUUCUCACUUCUGUGUCAAAUGCUUAAUCUCAAAAAAUAUUUUAAAAAAUGUUUUCUGUCUCUGAUUUCUAAUAAACCAUAAUUUUUUUUAAGC
Messenger RNA from Oenanthe melanoleuca, 4035 nucleotides. It is a transcript of the gene ASAP3, whose product is annotated as ArfGAP with SH3 domain, ankyrin repeat and PH domain 3. The record is from RefSeq and is a predicted model, not a curated record. The transcript has 26 exons. Gene Ontology annotation, molecular function: GTPase activator activity; protein binding. Gene Ontology annotation, cellular component: focal adhesion; cytoplasm. NCBI's taxonomy places the organism in Eukaryota, Metazoa, Chordata, Aves, Passeriformes, Muscicapidae. Gene Ontology annotation, biological process: positive regulation of GTPase activity; cell migration. The coding region runs from base 189 to 3182 and encodes 997 amino acids.